Molecule: messenger RNA, 2575 nt
Organism: Closterium sp. Naga37s-1
Lineage: Eukaryota; Viridiplantae; Streptophyta; Zygnematophyceae; Desmidiales; Closteriaceae
Source: the annotation of a GenBank genome assembly
AUGGAGAGUCUACAGAAGUUCACAUCAGCGCCCGACAUGAAUGAGCUGCACCGCGUUGCUGCAUCGUUUGAGCAAAAGAUCUUCUCAACGGCCACCAAUCAGGUGCGAGCGAGCAACGGCCACCAAUCAGGACGAUUACCUGUGGCGCAUAUUCCAGACGAUGCUGGACAUCAAAUCAGGAGCAAGCAAGGGCCACAUGCUGCAGGCUGCAAGGCGGAUCAGCUUUCUGCCUCCCAGCCCUCAGCACCACCCACUCACUCUCCCCCGGUGUUUACCCCUCGCCUCGCCUUCCGCCUCCCUCCAACCUCAGGACGACUACCUGUGGCGCAUAUCCCAGAAGAUACUAUGUAUCAAGAGCAAGGGCACAUGCUGCAGGUUCAGGCGGGUGUAGGCACGCGCUCCCUCUCUCCCUCCCUCCCUCCCUCUGUCCCUCACUCCCUCCCUCCCUCCCUCCCUCCCUCCCUCCCUCCCUCUGCUCGCGUUCAGCCUUCAUCCCCACUCGCUCUCCCCCCAAUGUGCCCUCAGGACGAUUACCUGUGGCGCAUAUUCCAGACGAUGCUGGACAUCAAAUCAGGAGCAAGCAAGGGCCACAUGCUGCAGGCUGCAAGGCGGAUCAGCUUUCUGCCUCCCAGCCCUCAGCACCACCCACUCACUCUCCCCCGGUGUUUACCCCUCGCCUCGCCUUCCGCCUCCCUCCAACCUCAGGACGACUACCUCCUUCAUCCCCACUCGCUCUCCCCCAAUGUGCCCUCAGGACGAUUACCUGUUGCGCAUAUUCCAGACGAUGCUGGACAUCAAAUCAGGAGCAAGCAAGGGCCACAUGCUGCAGGCUGCAAGGCGGAUCAGCUUUCUGCCUCCCAGCCCUCAGCACCACCCACUCACUCUCCCCCGGUGUUUACCCCUCGCCUCGCCUUCCGCCUCCCUCCAACCUCAGGACGACUACCUGUGGCGCAUAUCCCAGAAGAUACUAUGUAUCAAGAGCAAGGGCACAUGCUGCAGGUUCAGGCGGGUGUAGGCACGCGCUCCCUCUCUCCCUCCCUCCCUCCCUCUGUCCCUCACUCCCUCCCUCCCUCCCUCCCUCCCUCCCUCCCUCCCUCCAUCCCUCCCUCCCUCUGCUCGCGUUCAGCCUUCAUCCCCACUCGCUCUCCCCCAAUGUGCCCUCAGGACGAUUACCUGUGGCGCAUAUUCCAGACGAUGCUGGACAUCAAAUCAGGAGCAAGCAAGGGCCACAUGCUGCAGGCUGCAAGGCGGAUCAGCUUUCUGCCUCCCAGCCCUCAGCACCACCCACUCACUCUCCCCCGGUGUUUACCCCUCGCCUCGCCUUCCGCCUCCCUCCAACCUCAGGACGACUACCUCCUUCAUCCCCACUCGCUCUCCCCCAAUGUGCCCUCAGGACGAUUACCUGUGGCGCAUAUUCCAGACGAUGCUGGACAUCAAAUCAGGAGCAAGCAAGGGCCACAUGCUGCAGGCUGCAAGGCGGAUCAGCUUUCUGCCUCCCAGCCCUCAGCACCACCCACUCACUCUCCCCCGGUGUUUACCCCUCGCCUCGCCUUCCGCCUCCCUCCAACCUCAGGACGACUACCUGUGGCGCAUAUCCCAGAAGAUACUAUGUAUCAAGAGCAAGGGCACAUGCUGCAGGUUCAGGCGGCCUUCAUCCCCACUCGCUCUCCCCCAAUGUGCCCUCAGGACGAUUACCUGUGGCGCAUAUUCCAGACGAUGCUGGACAUCAAAUCAGGAGCAAGCAAGGGCCACAUGCUGCAGGCUGCAAGGCGGAUCAGCUUUCUGCCUCCCAGCCCUCAGCACCACCCACUCACUCUCCCCCGGUGUUUACCCCUCGCCUCGCCUUCCGCCUCCCUCCAACCUCAGGACGACUACCUCCUUCAUCCCCACUCGCUCUCCCCCAAUGUGCCCUCAGGACGAUUACCUGUGGCGCAUAUUCCAGACGAUGCUGGACAUCAAAUCAGGAGCAAGCAAGGGCCACAUGCUGCAGGCUGCAAGGCGGAUCAGCUUUCUGCCUCCCAGCCCUCAGCACCACCCACUCACUCUCCCCCGGUGUUUACCCCUCGCCUCGCCUUCCGCCUCCCUCCAACCUCAGGACGACUACCUGUGGCGCAUAUCCCAGAAGAUACUAUGUAUCAAGAGCAAGGGCACAUGCUGCAGGUUCAGGCGGGUGUAGGCACGCGCUCCCUCUCUCCCUCCCUCCCUCCCUCCCUCUGUCCCUCACUCCCUCCCUCCCUCCCUCCCUCCCUCCCUCCCUCCCUCCCUCCCUCCCUCCCUCCCUCCCUCCCUCCCUCCCUCUGCUCGCGUUCAGCCUUCAUCCCCACUCGCUCUCCCCCAAUGUGCCCUCAGGACGAUUACCUGUGGCGCAUAUUCCAGACGAUGCUGGACAUCAAAUCAGGAGCAAGCAAGGGCCACAUGCUGCAGGCUGCAAGGCGGAUCAGCUUUCUGCCUCCCAGCCCUCAGCACCACCCACUCACUCUCCCCCGGUGUUUACCCCUCGCCCCGCCUUCCGCCUCCCACCAACCUCAGGACGACUACCUGUGGCGCAUAUCCCAGAAGAUGCUGACGACUACCU